This is a messenger RNA of Aspergillus terreus NIH2624, 1263 nucleotides long. RefSeq names its product ferrochelatase HEM15. Gene Ontology annotation, molecular function: protoporphyrin ferrochelatase activity. NCBI's taxonomy places the organism in Eukaryota, Fungi, Ascomycota, Eurotiomycetes, Eurotiales, Aspergillaceae. The record is from RefSeq and is a predicted model, not a curated record. Gene Ontology annotation, biological process: heme biosynthetic process. The transcript has 3 exons. Bases 1 to 1263 code for a protein of 420 amino acids.
AUGGCUCUCCGCAGACCUUUCGGCCUCCCUCGGCAAGUGUUGCGCUCUCCAGUGCGGAGCUCUCUUGGAUACAAUUAUGAACAGAGGUUCAACCUUGCAACGGCUGUACCGCCGGUGACUCAAGAUGCGACGAGCUCAAAGGGCCCGACAGCCAUGGUGUUUCUCAAUAUGGGCGGGCCGUCGACAACAAAUGAGGUGGAGGACUUUCUGAGUCGGUUGUUUGCGGAUGGUGACCUCAUUCCCCUCGGAAGACUCCAGACCUACAUUGGCCCACUCAUUGCGAAGAGAAGAACGCCGAAGAUCCAGAAACAAUACGCCGACAUUGGAGGCGGCUCACCCAUUCGGAAAUGGUCAGAAUACCAGUGCGAAGAAAUGUGCAAGCUACUCGACAAACUUAACCCGGAGACCGCCCCUCAUAAGCCUUACGUCGCGUUCCGGUACGCCGAUCCGCUUACGGAGGAAAUGUACACGAGACUACUGGACGACGGAUUUGGGAGAGGCAAGGGAGGCCGCGCUGUCGCGUUUACGCAGUACCCGCAGUACUCCUGCUCGACGACGGGCAGCUCUCUGAACGAGCUGUGGAAAUGGCGGAAUCGGUUGGAGGGUAAGCGCGCAAAUGGCGUUGAGGACCUGACUGGAUCGAUCCAGUGGAGCGUCAUCGAUCGGUGGCCCACCCACCCUGGACUUGUCGAAGCCUUUGCGCGGAACAUCGAAGAUCAGCUCAAGACCUAUCCCGAGGACAGAAGAAACGGUGUGGUCUUGUUGUUUUCCGCGCACAGUCUGCCCAUGAGCGUAGUGAAUCGAGGUGAUCCGUAUCCAGCCGAGGUUGCAGCCACGGUCCAUGCGGUGAUGCAGCGCCUUAAUUUUAGUAACCCUUACCGCCUCUGUUGGCAGUCGCAGGUGGGCCCGUCCGCUUGGCUGGGCGCUCAGACUAGCGAUACUGUGCAGGAGUACGUGAAGCGAGGACAGUCCGAUAUCAUCCUGGUACCGAUUGCCUUCACCAGCGACCACAUUGAGACUCUGUAUGAGUUGGACCUUGAGGUGAUGGAGGAGGCCAACAGCCCCGGCGUCAAGCGAGCGGAGAGUUUGAACGGAAACCCGGUGUUCAUCCAAGCUCUUGCCGACAUCGCACAGGACCACCUGCGCAAGGGAGAGAAGUGCUCCCUUCAGAUGACUCUGCGUUGCCAAGGCUGCAAGAGUGACCGUUGCUUGGAGCAGAAGAAGUUCUUUGCUGGCGAGAAAGCUGCUUCCCUGGUAGUAUAG